UGACUUUACUAAAGCUUUAAGGCAAGAAGCUGUGCAAUGGGCAUGCUUUCUUAAAUUGUACAAUUGUCUAAAAAUGGCCAACAAUCAAUUGAAACAACAUCUCGAAAUUUCUACAAAACUUUUGCCGUCGUGGAAGAAAUGGACUUAUUGUUACGGUUUGCAGACAGCAGACAAUACUACUUGGCACGAAAUGCUGAAUAAAAUAAGAGGAAAUAAUGAAAAAAUUUUAUACUUUUUAACUUGCCCAAAUCAUCUGGUUGAGAUAAACAACUAUAUAUUAACAUCUUAUACAAAAAAUGAUUUUGAGCUUAAUUAUAAGCCUCCGCAAUAUAAUACAGAUAAUUACCAAUCGUCUAUGUCUCUCAUAUCAUAUAACAGUAUAAUAACUCAAUACGCAUUAAGACAUUUUGUUUUUACUAUUGCGAAUAGUACAAAGAACAUUAAAUCAUUUAGAAACUUAUUAAAAGAUUUUGAAAAUAUAACACCCAGUCGAGUCUCAAUGCCUGCAGCAUUACUCAUUCUUAUUAAUAAUAUGUAUUCUUACCAACAACUUGAUAUGAUAUACGAUUUUUUCCAAAGCUUCGAGGAAUAUCGAAUUUAUAAUAUAUACAAUAAGAUAAAAACACGUAAGUUUCAACUUAACAGUCUUGAAUUGUUGCUUAAAAAUGUAUCUCCAAAGCCUAUAUAUGUAUAAUCGAUAUUAUAAUUACAGUUAGCAAUACUUUCAUAUACUUUAUAUCUCCUAUUGUUAAAACAACAUAGAUAUGAAACAGACAAAUGUAAUUACUGCGCUUAGUUUAUUGUUUCGCUUAUUUUGAUAUUUCAUAAAUUAUUGUAUCGCAUUUUAAUAGAUUUUAAAAUUAAUGACUAAUCACGAAAUAACGUAUCAUCGGAUCGGUGAUAUUUGAAAGAGAGAAAUAAAAAAUUAUUGUUAUCUCUCGUAAAGCUCUUCGGAUACUGUAACAUAUUGGAUAUAUAUAUAUAUAUUAGAUAUUAUUGCAUGCGAAUUGCAUUAUUAGCAAUAUUUUUCGGCGAAUUUUUUUGCGGGUUCCGCGCUGAGAUUGUAAAUUCAAAGCAGUGAAUAUUGUAAAUGAAUAAAAUGUUUUAUGUUUCUAAGUAU
Formica exsecta is the source of this 1120-nucleotide messenger RNA. RefSeq lists its product as uncharacterized. The record is from RefSeq and is a predicted model, not a curated record. NCBI's taxonomy places the organism in Eukaryota, Metazoa, Arthropoda, Insecta, Hymenoptera, Formicidae. The transcript has 4 exons. The coding region runs from base 74 to 694 and encodes 206 amino acids.